AUGGCGAUGAGACGAUUGCGUCAUUUGUGCGUUUCGAUGGCGGCGCUGUUGUUGGGCCUGACGUGGUACUUGUCUGGAGGCCGGGGUGUCCCGGGAUUGGCGACCACGUGGCGUCCCUCGCUCUCGCCGCCGCCGCCACCGGAAGCUGGCAGCAGCAACAGCAGGAGGAGGCUGGAGAUUAAGCCUGGUUUCCAGGUCGUGAUUCCGAGGCGGCUUCGCGGCGUUUUACCUCGGGACUGGCCUCGGAAAGAUCGGGAAACGUGGCUUAACGCGGUGUAUUAUCCGUGGGCAGUGGGCCGUGUGAAUGACGCCUGUCGCCUGUUGGGCAUUCGAUUCUUGACCAAUGUUACCAGCAGUCAGACGAGGGCAUUGGUGAGUUUCCCUGGGUCCGGGAACACCUGGGUUCGGGCCACGUUGGAGGCAGUGGGUGGCGUGUUUACUGGCAGUGUUUACCAGGAUGGGUUCCUGGCUGCCAGUGGGCUCUUGGGCGAGAUGCUCAGGUUUGAUAGCGGGCUCACCGUUUUGCAGAAGACCCACGGGGACGCCACUAAAUCUCCGGCUCUUAACGAGUUUUCGCGACACCACGUUCGAGAGUUCGGUUGUCGCGGGGUGCUUUUGUUCCGGCACCCAGCGGCGGCCAUCGUGGCGCACCGCCACCUGGACGAAGGCGGCCACUUGGGCCACGCGCCGCUAGCCGCCUUCAAUGGCACCGAGUGGCGCCAGUACGUCGCCGGCAAAAUCGCGGUUUGGCGAGACCUGUAUUCGCACUGGUUGCGCGAAUGUGAGCCGAGUGGAUUGCGCAUCGCUGUGUACGAACGCUUUCGGGCGGACUUGGGCGGCGCCGUGAGGCGGCUGCUGGCGGACUUGGGCGUCCCUGUUGACGAAAACAGGAUCCAAUGUUUGCUGAAGUACGGAAGUGGGAGUGUGGAGAGGCGGAAGUUGUACCAGGGAGUCGAGUUGUUUGACGAAGACCAGCGAGAGCAAAUGGCUCGGGUUGUCGACACUGUGAAUAAGCUGCUUCUUGCCAAGAAGAACUUCUCCUUGCCUUACCUGAGAUGA
Messenger RNA from Notodromas monacha, 1059 nucleotides. The record is from the annotation of a GenBank genome assembly. NCBI's taxonomy places the organism in Eukaryota, Metazoa, Arthropoda, Ostracoda, Podocopida, Cyprididae.